CCCCGCCUCGCUGCCCCUGAUUGGCUACCGGCCUCUCACUGACAACUGUCACCGGACAUCUGACAGUUGCGACUGGCUGCUGCGUCUGUCUGCCAAGCCCCGUGCGACCGCCUCCCCUUCUCCAGGAGAGCGAGUUAGGCUGCGCGUUCAGCAAAUCCCAUUCUGGACAGCUCCGUGUCCCUGAGCAGAAGACGCCAGAGGAGUAGAGGGGUCGGACAUGGAGAGGAGCAGCAGCAGCACUUGGGAUCGGUGAUCAGAACAUCCACCCCCUGCCCCCAGACACGCACUCAGCACUCACCCUCACACCCACUCACACACACUCACCCCUGUCAGACACCCACUCACCCCUGUCAGACACCCAGAGGCCUUAAAUUCUCCUCCUUCUCAUCUGCCCCCCAAUCCCCCGCACAUGGACUGACUGAAGACUGAAUGAAGACUUCGUACAACACCUUUAGAUGCCUCACCAAAGAGCUGGGGGCCUGCGCCAUGAAUCCGGAGAUGACAAUGGACAGUCUGGCCAGUUUACACGGUGGGACGAGCCAUGAGCACGAGCUGAUCACUAGCCACAGCCCUCACCAUCACAGGAGCGUUACAUCUCUGAGGCUCCACCAGGACCUGACCCCUCCAACCUCCAGAUCCGCCAUGGUCUCCAGUAUGGCUUCCAUCCUUGAUGGGUCUGGCGAGUACCGGCCUGAGUUGUCCAUCCCUCUACACCACGCUAUGAGCAUGUCCUGUGACUCCUCUCCCCCGGGCAUGGGCAUGAGCAGCACCUACACCACCUUAACUCCACUCCAACCUCUUCCUCCCAUCUCUACUGUGUCCGACAAAUUCCACCAUCACCCUCAUCAUCAUCCCCAUCACCCUCAUCAUCACCACCAGCGCCUGACUGGCAAUGUGAGUGGUAGUUUCACCCUGAUGAGGGAUGAGAGGGGUUUACCAGCCAUGAACAAUCUCUACAGCCCCUACAAGGACAUGACGGCCAUGGGCCAGAGCUUGUCCCCUCUGGGGAACGGUUUAGGCUCCAUCCACAACACCCAACAAAGCCUCCAUAACUAUGGACCCCCUGCUCAUGACAAAAUGCUCAGCCCAAACUUUGAUGCCCACACUGCUAUGCUGGCAAGAGGGGAUCAGCACCUCUCCAGGGGUCUUGGCACCCCACCUUCUGCCAUGAUGUCCCACCUCAACGGGAUGCAUCACCCCAGUCACCCAGGUCAUGCUCAGUCUCAUGGGCCAGUGUUAGCCUCCAGCCGUGACAGGCCACCCUCCUCUCCCUCUGGCUCUCAGAUCAACAGCUCUGGCCAGUUGGAAGAAAUUAACACCAAAGAAGUUGCCCAAAGGAUCACUGCCGAGCUCAAGCGAUACAGCAUCCCACAAGCGAUCUUUGCCCAAAGAGUACUGUGCCGGUCACAGGGUACUCUCUCUGACCUGCUGAGGAACCCCAAACCUUGGAGUAAACUCAAAUCUGGCAGGGAGACCUUCAGGAGGAUGUGGAAAUGGCUGCAAGAACCCGAGUUCCAAAGAAUGUCAGCUCUUCGGCUUGCAGCACCAGAAUUCUCCGCUAUCUUGCAGUCCUCAUGCAAACGCAAGGAACAGGAACCGAACAAAGACCGAAAUAGCGCCCAAAAGAAGUCCCGUCUAGUUUUCACAGAUCUCCAACGCAGAACGCUAUUUGCCAUCUUUAAAGAGAACAAGCGUCCGUCCAAAGAAAUGCAGAUCACCAUCUCCCAGCAGUUGGGCUUGGAACUCAACACAGUCAGCAACUUCUUCAUGAACGCCAGGAGGCGAAGUCUAGAGAAAUGGCAGGACGAUCUAAGUACAGGGGGAAGCUCUUCAAACUCCAGCACUUGUACCAAAGCAUGAGGGGUAAAGGCUUCGAAAUGGGGCACAACUCAACUGUAACCAAAAAAAAGAAGACCAUCUUUAUAUAAUUUUUUUUUUGGUGACUGCGGGGCUAUUCACUGGUGAAAGUUAAUAAGGAGUCAUUAAACCUCCUUUUCCUUUAUUGUGCUGCCAAAGGCACACUCCAUCUGCUGCUUAGAGCCACAUUUUUUGUGAGGCACCUGUAGCACAACAGCAAUAUCUAUGCCUCUGUGUUGGGUGGUCGGUGCAAGGUCUUUGCAACACCCAAGACCUCUUUGCACUGUCCCACCACUACGAGGCAUUUUACACAAACAGGUUAAAGAAGGGUACCUGCGUUUUGCCGCAUCAAACUAUAUCCAGAAUCCAUAGCACAAAAAAACCAAAGAUAUAAUGAACCACAACCUCAUAACACAGUGCCCCCCCCCCAGCACAAAUCCUUAACCCUGGUGGUUUCAAAGAACAUCUCUAUUUUUGUUGCUUCCAAAAAGGUUUCAUCUAGUUUUACAAUAUAUUUUACAGUCUUUAUAUUAUUUUUUACCAAAUGUCUAAACUUAGAUGCCUCUCAGAUACAGUUUUGUGAUGUAAAAGUACAGUUUGAAGCACAAAGUAUAAUAUAUAAAGAUACAAAUAGAUAUAUAAUCGACAACUUGAAUCCAGCCACAUUCCAUACGUUUGUACAUAGUGUAGACAUGCGCUCAGGAGGUCACUCUAUGUGGGCAUCAGAAACAAAAAGGGUAAUUUCAUGUUCUCUGUGGAUCUAUUUUGUCAGAUAACGUGGAGGUUGUUGUAUUAUUCACUUGACCAUGAAAGGGUGUUGAAUAUGGCAAAUGACCAAAGAAUUGACUUACUAAUCUUGGGGGACAUCUUGUCCAAAUUUUAGUAAAUCAAAGCCACCACUUACCAUUUUCAAUACACCAAUAUUUGUCUAUACUGGGAACAUCGCUGUCUAAGGAUAAGCCUUGUUCCCAAACCUUACAGCACACCAAAGAAAAAAAUAUAACCAAAGAAUGUAGAACAGCAUGUUUUACAACCCAAACGCAUAGUGUGUUUGCUUCACCAUUCAGAGGUCUGGAUAGUUUACAACAUUAUAAAUAUAUAUGUGUGUGUGUGUGUGUAUGUGCGAAGAAUAUUUACGAUAUUUCAUUUUUGCUAGUAUUCAUGUUCAUUUCACACUGCCGUACAAUUGGCACAGCCAUUCAACAUGGCUGCUGUUCUUCCAAGAGAUAAUGUUUGUGGUUGGUUUCUGUUUUGUUCACCAGUGAAUUGCCCCUCAUAGUAUACCUGGGUCUGUGUUCCAAGCCAAAGGCUAUAAUAAUUUGUUAAAGACAUUCAAGACUUUUUUUUAUGUACCACUUAAUUGAAACCAAAGAAACUUUUUUCUGCACCUACUUCUUCUGCAAACAAACUGUUCCAUUAAGAAAAGGAAGCACGUCAGGAAAACUACUAACACACACUGUGUUUGGACAAACGUAUUCAGGAAGCAGAUCUUGAAGAAAAAGGGUUGGCAAGGGUGAAAAGGCAAAGCGAAUACUGCAGGAUGCUGUUGCUGCUUCAUUUGACAACUCACUUAGUUCUCUUAAAGUUGAAGAUUGUCUUUAUUUUGUGCCUAUGCAGUUUUUUUUUUCUUCAAAGAAAACAAAGGGACAGAGCAACCAAAACCUCAAUAGCUACAGUACCAAAGAAGAGGAUUCUCAAUAGCUUUCUUUUUCAGAUCAUACAUUCUUCUUGCACGGCUAAGCACGUACAGUAUCACCAUCAGGUUUUUAUUUUUAUUUCUUAAUGAUAAUUGUUAAUUUCAUGGAAAGUUCACACAAUGCAUAUUCCCAGGAUUUAACUGGCUACAAACACAAGAUGUUGGGAUACUCGAAAAUAUUUGUGUGCAGAAUGUUUUGUUUGGUCAAAUAAGGUUUUUGGAUUCGGGUCAUUGCACAGAAUGAUUAUUCACGAUAACAAUAAGUAAAAGGGGAAAGUUUGAGUGGAACUAAUUGUUAAGCAAAUUGUAUUCCUUUAAAAGCUAUUUGGUAUUUACAAAAAAAAUUGGUGUGGAUUUUUUUUCUACUCGCUAUUUGGCCAUAAUCAACUACACCAGUUCAAAAGUAUUUACAAACAAGUUCCGACCAUUAUUGUAGCACUGACCCCAUUUUUAUUCUGGAUUAAUUUAUUGGGACACAUUUCUGAGAAGCACAAGAGUUAUAGUCAGCUCCCUUCCCCAGUUGCAGAAACCUCCAAUUUUGAAUUCAGGGAAAAGCCCCAUCUAACCCUUUCUGGAAGGUUGGACAGCUACAAGCUGAAGAGCUGGCACAUAUAGCAUGGCCAGCACUUUAUAUCGAGCUCUGGAAUUGGGAAGAGGUUCCAAUUACUGCCUUUAGAGCAAUACUACGUAUCCCAACAUCUUCUGUUUUUACGGGGAGUCUACAUCAUGGGCACAUCCUAGAUAAAUUCAACUUUCAAGAAACUAUGUAUAUUAUUCAAUCCCUUGAGUGUCAAAAAGUUCAUCUAAGGCACCGAGACCUUUCUGGCAUCCAAGAGGCCAAUCAUCAGUGGAAGAACAAAGAAUGUGUUAAUUACUAUGGUUGAAUAGCUUUAUUCUCAAUCUAUUUUUACCUAAAGCUCAAUCCAAAGAGAACGAUGAAACCAGCACAAGCAAAUCUAGCUCCUACAUAUGUAAUAGUCACCUCUUGCUACCAAAAGGAACUAGGCUGGGGUGACCACUAUGGCAAAAAAAAUGCUGUUUGCUUGUUAUACUUUUUUGUUAACAUUGUUAUUCAUGUUUUAUUGGCUGUAUUGGCUAAUAUUUAUUUAUUCCUUAACAGAAUCUAAUAUAAUAAUAAUUUAAUGUAAAACUGCUCAAUAUUUUUAAUGAUUUACCCUCCCCCUUUUUGCCCAAUCUCAUUUGUUUGAAUCCAAAGUAUAAUUAACUUAUUAUAAUUAGAGUAAUACACUCUUGCUUUUUCUCCAGUUAUUUAAUGUAAUUUUUGAUUGAAUUUGUUAUUGAUUACUUAUUUAUCAAGGUUAAAGGAUUACAGCAUCAGAGAUGCUCUUUUGUUAGACUAUGUAUCUUUGCUUUACAAAGCAGCCAAAUUCUGUUACAUAUGUUGAGAAAAAAAGCAGGUUAUGGGAAAAAAAACAGUUUUCAAAAAUGUAUUUAAUUUUACAAUGGUACUUUUUGUAUGAUCUGUAAUUAAAUUAUUUAAGUUUACUCCUGUUUGUGUUGAAAAAAACGGAGAUGAGAAACAUCCAAUAAUUUUGACCUUUUAUGUCACAGUGCGACUUAUUUAUUUAAUUUAUUGGGCAUCCACUGGAACGGUGCGAUUGUAUAGUUUAUAUUUUUAUUUAAAUCAACCAAAGCACUACAAUUUUUUUUAUGUUACUUUUUUUGGCUGAUCAGAACAACAGAGCGACAUAUGUGGACAAGCAUUCAUCAUGACUCUGGGGUUGUACAUUUGGAAUACAAAUUUACACUACUGUUAUUGCUCACCAAAGAUUUUGCUUGAAACUUUUGUGGCUUCUAAUACGAGCUUGGAAAAUGCGACAAGGAAAAAAAAAGACAUUCCAAACCAAAAAAAGAGAGAAGGAUUAAAAAAAAACCCUUAAAACUAGCUGCUUCCAAGAAUGAACUAUGUGUGUAAUGGAAAAAAACUAAAAUGGAAAAAUAAUUUCUAUUCCAAGUGAGAACCAAAAAUAGGCUACCUCACUGACUUUUUUCCUUUUGUAAUUUUAAUCGUGUUGAUGAUACCAAAGAUACCAAAGAUUUGUUUUAGUGUGCGGUCUGCUGCUUGCAUCUGCCUCUUUCCUGGAACCUUCACUCCUUUGGUUAAAGAGAGGACUAACAUGCAUGGCAGUGGAUUGUGUUUCUGCUCUCUCUUGGACAAAAGGAGCUCAUCUUUCUUUAUAAAUAUACAGCUGAAGCUCAGAUAGCCCAAAGAAAAGUCUGUGUGGAAUUGGCUUAUUGACCUGAGAGUGUUUUUUCUGUGUGUAUGUCAAGUUCACAAGGGAGCAAAGCAAGGUGUUGCAGGUCAAGGGAGACCUCAAUAGAUGUAUCUGGAUACACAAAUAGAGGAUUUAUUGGUGCUAGAGUAUUUGAUCAAAUAUUUAAAAUUCACAUUAUACUGUAUCCCAAUGUUUGAUCACUGCCUGGUAGAAGGGUCUAUAUGACAAAGAGGUGACCUUCUGUCUCCCAACAGUGGUGAACCAUUGAAUGUUACCUUCAUUCAAAGACAAUGCACUUUUUCUAUCCGUAGAAAAAACACCAAGAAUGUUUGUGAAUUGCUUCCCAUUCCAGACAUUGGGAAUCAAGAGGCUUAAGGUCCAUGGGUGCAAUAAUCAUCUGGAAACGUAGACAGCUAUGUUUUCGAUGAAAAUUGCAUCAAUGUGCAGUGAGCCUUGCCUUGACUAGAAUAGGAAGGUAUUUAUAUAGCUAUACAUUUUUCUAAUCCAGAGUCAACGUAGUUGAUAUUAUUGAACCUGGAGUUACUUUUUUUCUGAAGAUGCAAAAACUUAAGAACUUAUUCUGUAUGGCAUCAAAAAUGUUUAGCCAAUGUACACAGACAAUAAGAAUUCUCUACCCUACUGUGACAGAGCAUAACUGGGAGCUAACCCUUGGACUUGAAACACAUUGCUUUGACUAGUCUUUAUGAUUUGUUGAAUAUUGUAAAUUUUUACCUGUCUAGAACUGGGACAAUAUGCCAUGUUUAUAAGUAGGGGUUUUUUUUCCAAGUAUUUAUAUAGGCAGUAGAGUAUAAGAGCAUUUGAUUAUCUGUUUUUUUUUUUCAUUUAUACAUAUGAGUGGGAUGUGCAGUACUACUUGCCUUGGCCAAAGGUGCCCAUAUAUAGGAAGACAGUAGCUGUCAAGUUCUUCCAUUCUAUUGACUAAAUCAUCAGCCUCUUGACCCAUGUAUGAGCUCAACCGAACCCUUACUCCACUGAUAUUUAAUUAAUCACAUUUCGCUUAGGUCCCAUUGUCCAUGGGUUGUAUUAGAUGGUAAAUGGUGGAUAUAGACAAAUAGUACAAUCUGGCGAAACAAACACUUUUGGUCUAUGACCAAGUCAAGGCAAUCUUCAUAGACGCAGACACCAACCUCAUCAUGUCUAUGACCUGAUAGAAGAAGCUGUUAGUUGAGUGUCUACAGAGAAUACUAAGGGUUUAUCUUUGUUGAUGCAAAUAGUAUGGCCUUUCCCAUGUAUAAAUGUAAAAAAAAGUUGAAAUAAAACUUCUUUUGUUGGAAAAUAGAUGAAUAUAAUCCUUAGUUUUGAACAGGGCCUAUUGUCUCUUGAAAGGGACACUAACUACCUUGGUAACAGCUCUUGACCUUGCCUUUUCCUCACAGAGUAUUCCAUAACCAUGGGACCAGUGCCUUGCUUAAACCAAAGCAGCAACUUCAUCAGUCCAGAAGUAGCCAAGUUCCGUCUUGUCCCCCCGAUCCCCUGCUGUGAAUACCUCGGCAUUGACUGAUGCUUUGGCAUGUCCGCUCUUUGUAACUGUGGUGCUUUACUACACCCUCUUGCAUAGAACAACAUUUCUUAAAGUAAAAAUACCAAAGGUCCCCUUACCCUAAUCCCUUUUUUCCAGGGCAUGAGUUUCUAAGGACUGCAGGGGCCCCUCAUAAUAGGGGAAAGGAUUUGACAUCCAUCAGUAAUAUCCAACUUGCAGCCAACCCAGUUGAUUUCGGAGGGCUUCAUCAUCCUUGAUGGAUAAAUACAAAAAGUAUUUUGUAAUUGUAUCUACUGUUAUAGGCCCAGGGUGAAUACCCCCACUCCAGCACCCUAAAAGCGGCCCUGCACUUUCAUGUUUUGCUUCUUUGUAAAUAUAUGGCUUUUUCUUGUUUUUUGUACGUUCACGGUUUGAAAGCUUUAAUCUGAAACAGGCAGAGCGGCGGCAGACCGUACAAUUCCUUACCGAAUUUUCUCAGAUAUACCUCAUAGAUACUAGUGGUUAGAGUAAUGUUAUUAUAGCGUAUGUAAUAUAUUGUUCACUGUUUCUUUUAGUAACUGUGAUUUAAGAGAUAAAAGGAAAGCUUUAUACGUUCUAGGUUGUGCUUUUGUAUUAGUGCAGAAGGUGCGCUCAUCAAUUGAAAUGACAUGCGUUGUUCUGUUGGGGGGGGAAUUCAUUUUUUAAUCUUAUUUAUUAGGGAUCGGGGAGCGUUGCAGAAUGAAGCUAAAGUUUACAAUUUCCUAUUUGUUUGUUUGUGUUGCUGAUGAAACAAUCUGUAUUAACGUCUUUUAAUGCCUGAGUGGGGUGGAGGGUGGCGUUGCUGAGCAGGGCACCCACUUGCGCUCUGGCCCAAAAGAAUCGAAUUUGCUUUGUUGAGAAAAUGAUAUUUUACCCUGUUUUGUGAUUUGGAAGUUGUUCUGUAUUAAAAUCAGGGUUCAACAAGCAGAGCUAUGAUUUAAUGCCAGUACCGGUAACCUUCCUGCCUCUAGAUGUUGUUGGACUACAAAGCUCCACAUCAGCUGGUUGGUUCUGAGAGUUGCAGUUCUGUAGCAUUCGGACACCAGCAGGUUGUCCAUCAUUAUUUUAAUGCAUGGGGAAGACAUUAAUAGUAGAAGCAUCAUUUAUUGUGGGGCCAAAUGGCAACAUUUUUAAAUAAAUCCCAUUCUUUUCUCCAAUUAAACUUAUUUCAGCUUUGGAACCUGUUAUAUUAUUUGUUUUUUUUUUUAACACAUUAUCAAUUUGUGCACUGCUAAUAAAUUCUGUUUGAAACAACAAUACCAUCUUCUGAUCAGUUUGGCUGCUCACUAACUUCCUUUACUGACCUAACAAUGAGAGGGUUAUUUAUUAAAGUCUAAAUGCCAAAAACUCCAAAAAUUUUAGUUUUUAGUGCCAGAAAAAACUCACAUUUUUAAGAUUUAUUAUACCCCAAGAAUGGAAAAAGUGUGAAUCUGAAUAUCCAGCAUCUCAGACCUACCGAGGUUGUAUAUAAGUCAAUGGGAGAGGUCCCUAUCCUAUUUGGAAGUUUCUGUGGUCUGCGCUGGAAUUAGCCUUGAAAAUCCAAACUAUUCAGGCAGAAAUCCAAAAAAAUCGAGUGAUUCAGGAAAAAACUCGGAAAAAAAAUCAUACGAUUCGGAUUAUCGUUAGAUUUUUUUGUGUUUGUCCCCGAUUCAAUUAAAUCAUGCUUUUUAAAUAAUAAAUAAGGUCCUAUUGUGGAUUCUAGUUUGGUCGAUUUUUUAUUUAAUUCAGUUUUUCUAUUCGAAUUUUGAUAGAUAAGGCCCCCUACUUAAAAUUAAAUUGAAAUUAAAAUGGAUUUAGUAUGAUGGAGAUACAGGUAUUAUAGGACAAUUGGCAUUUGGCCUCCAUAUUUUGUAAUUUAUUGUGUUUUUUCAAUUAUUUCCAUUUUUGUCGUGUAGCUGUCAGGCUUUGAAUCGUAGUAGCUGUUUGGUUUCUAAGGCUUAAUCACCAUAACAGCCAGGCCACAGUUAGAAACUAAGAAUGGAUAAUGAUUAAAAAAAAGCAUAGGCAUAUAAGCAAUAAAAAUAAAUCUGAAGCCCCGCAAUCUAUCUGGGGUUUUUUUUUUUGGUUGCCGGGGUCAGUGAACCUAACAACCGAUGCAGAUGCAGGUCAGGCAGACUAAUAAUUCAAUAAACAUAUAAUAUUGUAAAGUUGAGCUUCAAGAUAUCUCAAUAUACCGAUGUCUUUGUCCUAUUCAUAGUUAAUUCCAAGAUGGAAGAUGGUGCAUGCCAAUAUAUAGCGAGAUAUAUUGGGAAUAAUGUGAUAAUAGAAGUUGACAAGGAGUCCCAAGAGUUGUGAGUAUCCUGUAAUGGUGCUUAGUGAUGUCAUCAGUUAUAAUCAGUGCUUAGUGAUGUCAUUCUUAUCACAUGACUCAAUAAUGGAGACAUUCUUUUAAAAUGGGAGGAUAAUGGAAGUCAUUAAGGAAUUGCGGGACCUGUAUAAAGGCACUCGGGCUUAUUCAGUCAAUUACAUCAUUACGCACUGAUUUUAACUGAUGACAUCACUAAGCGACAUUUGUAAGGAUAUAUUUUACAUGAUAUUCACAGCUAUUGAGUAUUAUAUAGUGAAUAAAGUACCCCCUAUUGUAAAAUAUAAGGAUAAGUCACCGAGGAGUUCCAUGACCAUAUAAAAUAUACAUUAUAAUAUUACAUUAUACAAGUCACGGAACUCAGAGUUUACUUCUAAUAUCCUCAUAUUUUCCAACAACUUUACUUAUUAUAGUACAUAGGUUUUAGUGAGUCAUGUGACCAAACUUACAUCACUACUCACCGUUUAUAACCGAUGACAUCAGCAGUCACCGUUUAGAAGGUUAUCAUUUAUAGGAUAUUCAUGGCUUUUGUGUAAUAUAUACAGUUAAUGAUCAGGUUCCAAAGCUGACAUGAGUCUACUGGAGUAUGUUGAUUCAAGACUGGAGUUGAACCAGGCAAUUCUCUCCUUCACUGUUCCUUCUGAUUUCUCUACUUUCCUUACCAAUCAUUGGUUGUACACAAUCCUCUUCAGACACCGUCUACUGUCCCGUUCUAUGUUUUGUGGAAUCAGAUUUGGAAAAAAAAUAAUAAUAAAAAUAGAAAAAAACUAGUGAAUAUGGAAACUGCACCCAAUGGUUCAGUCAAAUCAACAGCUAACAAUACCAAAGUUCUGCACAGGGUAAGAAGAGAAGUGUUUGCCCUAUGCAGAUGUACGUCAGCCCAACACUGUUACCGUUAUCAAUGUUACCGCAAAAACCCAGGGGCGUGUAAUCAGCAACUAAAGGUCUUGUAACCCAUAGCAACCAAUCAGCUAUUGUGGGAACCUACAUCUGAUUGAUUUUUUCCAUGGGUGCCUUGACCUGGAGCUGCAAUUAUAUCACCCACUGUAUGUGCAAUUAUUGUUUUAUGUUGACAUAUUUAAUAACCGCAAUCGUUUCUUUAAUAAGAUCCAAUGCUCCAAUAUUUCCAGAUCAGUAACACCAAAGAGUGACGGCUUAUCUGUUAUUUCAGAUUUUUCAGGAGACUUAAAUAAAGUUUAUAUAAACAAGCGACUGCAUAGCUAUGGGAGUUGGGUUGCCACCUGUCCGGUUUUGACCAGAAGGGCUGUCCGGAUCAAAACUGCCUGUCCGGGUUUCCAAAUUAGGAAAACCGUGCAGGAUUUCCUAUGAUUGACGUGGCGUCGGAAAAUCAACAUAGCCCUGCUCCUGACAUCAUGACCCGCCCCUGCAGCAUCAAUCACCCGCCCCCCAUUAUGUCACGGCUCCACCCCCUGCCCAGGGGGCAGAAGGUGGCAACCCAUAUAAGGGAGCAGCCAUUCAGGUUAAAAUGGGGUAAUAGGCUUUACUUAUACCUAAAUAGCAGCCUAUUUAUAUAAACUAUAUUUAAGCCUAUGAAGCAAAGACACAAUUUAUAGUAUUAUAUUAAAAUGUGUAUAAAGCCCAUUUUAGUGUUACGGAUCCUUUACCCUAGAAAUUCCAGCAGCAUCUACACAAGCCCUGGAAUUCCCCGUUUUUGCCAUAGACACCCGUGACAUAUACAGGUAUGGGAUGCAUUAUCCGGAAACCCGUUAUCCAGAAAUCUCCUAAUUAUGGAAAGGCCAUCUCCCAUAUACUCCAUUUUAUCCAAAUAAUCCAAUUUUUU
Xenopus laevis (African clawed frog) is the source of this 11415-nucleotide messenger RNA. RefSeq names its product one cut homeobox 2 L homeolog (gene onecut2.L). The transcript has 3 exons. The record is from RefSeq and is a predicted model, not a curated record. Gene Ontology annotation, biological process: regulation of transcription by RNA polymerase II. Bases 430 to 1860 code for a protein of 476 amino acids. Gene Ontology annotation, molecular function: DNA-binding transcription factor activity, RNA polymerase II-specific; RNA polymerase II cis-regulatory region sequence-specific DNA binding; DNA binding. Gene Ontology annotation, cellular component: nucleus. Lineage: Eukaryota; Metazoa; Chordata; Amphibia; Anura; Pipidae.